AUGCCCGGAGAACGCGUCCUGUCCCGGGACCCCACGGACAUGCGCAAAGUCUCUCAGAAGCGCGUGCGACAGGAUGCACCGGUGUUGUGCCAGACACAUCCCUGCCUGGUAGAUAUUUUCUUCACCAGUAGGUGGCUUUCUACCCAUUCUUACACACUGCUUCGCUCCCUGGCACAGGCAAGUGAUUUUGCCUACCAUAAGACGCACACAUCUCUUCAAACCUGCACAGCAAGGCUCCAGUUACAUGUUUACCUAAAUCAGGCUGCCUCGGGAUACAGCAAAAUCUACCCAGCAUUUCAAGAUGUCAACGUCAUGGUGAUUUUUGGCUUUGGCUUCCUCCUGGCCUACUUGAAGAGGUACGGCUUUAGCAGCAUUGGAUUCAACAUACUGGCAGCUGUGCUGGGGGUUCAGUGGACUGUGUUCCUGGAAAGAUUUUUAUUCCCAGACAAAAGAGAGAAGCAUCUGCCCAGCAUUUUAACGGCCUCCAUGAGUGUUGUCGCUGUGUUAAUCUCGGCUGGAGCUGUGUUGGGCAAGGCCAACCCUUUUCAGCUGAUUUGCAUGGCGAUGGUGGAGAUGACUGCUUUCUGUGCUAGCAGAUGGACCAACGUGUACAUCCUGGAGAUUGAGGAACAUGUAAGCCUGAUGCAUGUUCACAUAUUUGGGACCUUCUUUGGUUUGAUGGUCUCCUGGUGGCUCACUCAGGCUUCGCUGAGAAGAGAGACUGGAAAGGAGGACUCUGAUGUAACUUCUGAUUUGUUUUCAGUGUUGGGCACUCUCUUCCUUUGGAUGUUCUGGCCAAGCUUCAACUCUGUGCUCGUUGAUGGGGUGGUGAAAAAGAGGAACGCAAUCCACAACACCUACUAUGCUAUUGCAGUCAGUGCUGUCAUUGCCUUUGCACUGUCUGCCUUGACCAACAAGAAUGGAAAACUCCAGAUGACCCACAUCCACGGUGCAACGCUGGCCGGUGGGGUUGCUCUUGGCUUCUCCGCUCACAUUAUUCACAGUCCUUGGAUUGCAAUGGUUUUGGGUUUCCUUGCUGGUGUGAUCGCAGUACUGGGACCUUACUUUGUCAAGAUGUGUUUGAAUUCGGCAGUAAAGAUGUACGACACCUGUGACAUUCCUUGCAUGUUUGGGAUGCCUGGAUUGCUGGGAGCAAUAGCCUAUGUCAUCCUCUUCGUAAUAUACAACUGGAACAACUUGCCAGCGGGUUAUCCAGCCUUGAUUGAAGUGGGUUCUCUGAGCAUCACCAUCCUUGUGGCCGUGAUAGCGGGCUUUAUUACAGGUAUCCUUUUAAAGCUGAAUAUAUGCAAGGCACCACCUGUAUCAAAGUUCUUUGAUGACCAGGUAUACUGGGAGUUUCCCCACUUGGCUGUUGGAUUUUGAACAGAGGGACCCAAAUUACAUUAAGGUUAAACCAAAAUGAGGAAGCUUUCUGUUCUCCACUACAGAAAACUAAUGAACAUGUGAAAAAGAAGGAAGUCAAGUAGCAUUCCUGUUCUUCAAAAAAGUAGACAAUAUUUUAAUAAGCUGUUUUUAUUCGAUUAUAUUGUAUAUGAAAUUACACAUCAAAUAGUUUAUCCUUUCUGCUUUGGUGAAUCUUGCUUUCAGUAUUUUCUGUAGUAAGGUCUGUGCAAAGAUUUGUUGCACCCAUUUAGCUUUGAUUUGUUAUAACUUAAGAUGCACAUAGAUUUUAAUGAAGGAAAAUGUUUUUUGAUUCCAGACUUGGGAAGCUGUAAUACAGGGGUGGCCAACCUGCGGCUCUGGAGUCAUAUGUGGCUCUUCAGAAGUGAAUAUGCAUUUCCUUGAAUCUUUGCACAAGCACACGUGGUCACGAUGUAGUUGUGCAAAGAUUCAAGGAGAUACACAUUAACUUCUGAAGAGCCGCAUGUGGCUGCAGGAUGGCCACCCCUGCUAUAAUUACGCAGCUGAAGGGCUUAACUCUACAGGUCCUGAGUACUUUGGUCCUGAUUCAGCAAUUCAGAUAUGGUGGUACCUGUUAUUAAGCAAAAGUAAUCCAGCUGAGAUCCAUAGAAAGCACCUGGUUGAAUGUGUUCCUGGAUCAGGGCCAGAUCACUUAGCAUCUUGAGGAAGUAGGCCCUAAAUUAGCUGAUAAAGGCAGAUUUCCUGUAGCCGCUAUGGCUUAGGUCAGCUGUCUGGGAGUUCAGGUGGCAAGAAACUCAUUUAGGAAUAAAAGGCUUGAUUCUGCAUCUUUUACUCACUUGACUGGUGAAAAAUCAAGUCAGAGGCCUUAUGUAGGCACAAGUUUCAGCAAUAGACCAAAUGUACUUGGCUACUUGUUGGGGCUGCAGGUGCUUGGCUCCUCAAAUGACUAGGCCCACUGCAGACAACAGGAGAAUUCCUUUGGCUAAACUGAAGUGGUCAUGGAAAAUCUCGUUCACUUGAAUAAAUGCACAAGUAAUCCCAGUGACUUGAAUGGGGCCAGCUGAGUGAAUAAAGAUUUGUAGGAUCAGGCUCUUAAUGUGUAUCAAGCAGUGCUGAACACCAGUGUUCAUUUUUAGUUGGUAUCUUCUGCUCUUUUUUUUAAUGAGAUCUUUAAUAAUUUGGUACCAUGUUUUAACUCGGGGGUGGGCAAAAUGUGGCCGACGGGUUGGAUGCAGCCCGCCAAGCCAUUCUCUCCAAUACUUAUCUGCCCCUGGCUGCCUGUUGUGCGGCUCUCGAUAACUUGCCAAAACUCAGUAAGCGGCCCUCCGCCCAAAAUAAUUGCCUGCCCGUUUUAACUCCUGAAAACAUUUUAAGGGAAUAAUGCAAAUAGCUGCAAUAUUUUGGAUGUGAAAAUGCUUCUAGAACAUAAUCUAUUUUUAUCGUACUUCAAAAAUUUGCCUGACAAUGUCGUGCCUACUCUAGUUACAAGUAAGACUUACAUUUUGAUGGCAAGAUGGUGACUAGCAGGCAUCUCUGACAAGGUGAAGUCUUCUGGUAUAGUUGGCUUAGAUCCUGCUGUGGGCUCUGCGUGAAGAGAUGCCUCUGUCCACAUAAAACAUCUUGCAGGAUGAUUGGGAUUUUGAUUACUUGGUUUUGUCUGUUUGAGAAUUUCUCUCACGCAGCUCUUUUGUUGUCAAUGGAAUAAAACAUAUGCAAGUACUGGC
This is a messenger RNA of Alligator mississippiensis (American alligator), 3107 nucleotides long. RefSeq names its product RH-like protein. Gene Ontology annotation, cellular component: plasma membrane. Lineage: Eukaryota; Metazoa; Chordata; Crocodylia; Alligatoridae. The coding region runs from base 1 to 1383 and encodes 460 amino acids. The record is from RefSeq and is a predicted model, not a curated record. The transcript has 12 exons. Gene Ontology annotation, molecular function: ammonium channel activity. Gene Ontology annotation, biological process: ammonium homeostasis; ammonium transmembrane transport.